ACCGUGAACCGCGGAGUGCAGGUCUCACACGGAUUACCUGGACACCGGCUGAAACUCCUGGGUGGGCAUCAAGCAGCGAGAGACAGGCAGCGCUGCUUUUUGCUUAUUUUUGUUUGCUGUAUCAAGUUUUACCGCUUCACACUUUUAGUUUGGAUCACUUCCAAGAACAUCCACCAUGGCGAGAGGCUUUCUUCACACUCUGCAUGUAUUAAUAAUGCUGGAGUUGAGCUCGGGCAAAAAGGUAUCUGACGAUCUUGGUCAAGCCGUGCGUCAAGGUACCGAAGACUAUGCGCCUGCGGAGCAGCGUGUCUUUACGCACGAGGGCGCGAACCGGGACAUGGUCUCCAUCAACAUGUUCAAAGUGUACGAGAAGUACAGCAAAGAGCCGCAAAGCCAGAGGGACGGAAAUACUGUGAGGAGCUUUAAAGCAGUCCCGAGAGUAUUUCAUGGCAAAGACGUGUUCCAGUUCAACCUGUCUACCAUCCAAGAAUCAGAGCUCAUACUCCUCGCCUCUUUUCAUUUCCUCUACAAUCGGCCACGCCACCACCAGCAACUGCUGCGUUUCCGAAGGCCUCGCCACCCAUCCGCCGGGCCCCAGCAUCCCUAUCCUCCCUCCCCGCAGCUGCUCUUCCAUGGAUCCUCCUCCUCAGACUUGGCUUUUGCGACAUCGCUGGGGAACAUAACUCUGGCUCCUUUCAAGAAAGGCUCUUGGCAAACCAGGGACGUAACGCCGGUGCUGAAACACGCCAGGGAUGGCAAACAGCUCGUGCUCACUGUGGAGUUCGAAAUGGGUUUUGCGGCAGCUCGUGGACAGCAACGGAGCCCUCAUGGCCAAGAGCGUCUGUCACCGGCCAACCUGCCUUACCUUUUGGUGUACGCUGACGACCGAGCAAUAGAUGAGCCCAACAGCGUGGCCAAGUCACUCCAGAGGUAUGGACCCUUCCCCGUGGCGGAAGACGCGUCUUCCUCGGCCUCAGCCUUGAGGAUCCGGAGAGAGCUUCAUCUCCAAAUCAAAACCAACAACAUUCCAGAGGUCCAGUACAACACCUUGAAGAAUCAAGAGCUGUGGCAGAACACCUACUUUCCGGCGAAGGCUAAAGCAGCAGUGAAGCCAGGAAAGAAGCACAGUUUGCAGAGCAGCAAGGGCCCGGGGAAGCCCGAGGUGCUGAGCUUCGAUGAGAGGACAAUGAAAAAGGCCAGGAGGAGACAGUGGAGCGAGCCCAGGGUUUGCUCCAGGCGAUACCUUCGGGUGGACUUCGCCGACAUCGGCUGGAGCGAGUGGGUUUUGGCGCCGAAAGCAUUUGACGCCUACUACUGCGCAGGGGCCUGCGGAUUCCCCAUCCCUAAGGUGGCGCUUCCGUCCAAUCACGCCACCAUCCAGAGCAUCGUCAGAGCGGUGGGAAUCGUCCCUGGCGUCCCCGAGCCGUGCUGCGUUCCAGAAAAGAUGAGUCCCCUCAGCGUCCUUUUCCUCGAUACGAACAGGAAUAUGGCGCUAAAGGUUUACCCCGGCAUGUCUGUGGACACCUGUGCCUGCCGGUAGAGCCGGAGACUGCAAGGUCUGCCAUCUAUGAAGAUGCUGGGUUCUGAAGAGGACGUACAUAUGGAGCAUAUAUCAGGAGGGCAUUUCCACCUUGAAGAGGACGGUGACAAAUACGGCAAAAGGGGGGGGACUCUUGAGUCUCAGGUUGAGAACUCUUGUGAAGCUUGGACUAGCCUCUGUCAUGAAGCCGGGGUGACCAAACACUUUCCAGUUUCCUCCACCACGGCCUCCGUCAUUUCUUGUUCUUCUUCAUCCAAAAGCAGUUUAAAGCGGUGCACUUAAUAAAAACCUGCUCAUGUAUUGAAAUUACUGUUUGGAUGUUGAAUCUGGGUUAAAAAAAAGAUCCUGCAGGUAAAUCUACAUUUCUGUUGAUCCCUUAUGAACUUCCUUUUGUCUUUUUCAGCUCACCUCACUUUUAUAAAGUGGUCUUCCCAGCUCUGAUAUUAGACGAGGUCAGCCAUUAUUUUCUUCGGCCUGGUUUUUGGAAUAUUUCUAACUCAAUCAAACUGAAAGUCUGGGUUUUAACAGUUCCUGAAACCUUCGGACAUCAGUAUCCUCUGUUGCUUGCCCCUGUCGAUAGGAUUGAUGAUGUGCCAACUGAUUGAGUCACUGGGGUCUGAUGGACACAGAAGCUGUAUGGCAGCACAAUUACCUCCUACUAAAUUAAUCUCCCCACAGCAUGUAAAUAAUGUUGAUACUAAUGCUUACUAAAUGGUACUUAUUCUUAAGUAAUGCCACAUUGUUGCCAUUGAACAGCUUCCACAUAUUAGCAAGGACCGUUAUUCAUGCAUGAGAGGUAAUAUCGUCUUUGAACUAUAUUUCAAUAGAGAAUGUUCUAUAAUUCUGUGUUCUAUCACCCACUGAGAUGUAACGUGUUGCUCGCUCUGCUACUGUUUCAGGACACAGGGAAAUGUGGUGCGUUGCUACCACCUGCUGUGCAUUUUGGGAAAGAUGAACAGACUAAACCAUUUGAAAUGAGAACGUUUUUGUACUUCCUGUUACAGCUCAGUAUUUACUUUUGAUACAUAAAUACUGUUAUCCAAGAGGACAUGUAGCUCACGGUUUGUAAUGAAAGUGGAUUUACGUAGCAAGUAAAAGGAUAAAUGUAUCUACCUUAUAACUGUAUGGCCCAAAGUGUAUCUGAAGAGUUGUGUGAUUGUCCUUUGACACAUUGUAGACAUAAUGUCUGUUAAGGAAAUUAACUGUACUGUACAUACGGUCAAAGACACUUGCUGACUUCCUUAAGUUAAUAAAAAAUAUAUAAAUCACAGACUGUGUGCAUUUGACAUACAAAGUAUCUUACUAACAUACAAAUACAUUAUAUUCACACACGAAUGCAUACAUAUCUGUUUGAUCUCACUUUACAAUCCUUUUACAGCAAUCCUGUAGUAGUAGUUGCUAUACUGCCAAACCCUUCGAUCGAAAACAGACCAACCUUAAAAACAUUAUUACCUUAAACCAUUAGUUGCAUUUAAAAAUAACUGAAUAAGACUGAAAACAUACAGUGUGAAGUGGACCGACC
This is a messenger RNA of Pungitius pungitius (ninespine stickleback), 3062 nucleotides long. RefSeq names its product growth/differentiation factor 10-like. The transcript has 3 exons. Gene Ontology annotation, molecular function: cytokine activity; growth factor activity. Gene Ontology annotation, cellular component: extracellular region. Bases 176 to 1540 code for a protein of 454 amino acids. Gene Ontology annotation, biological process: positive regulation of osteoblast differentiation. The record is from RefSeq and is a predicted model, not a curated record. Lineage: Eukaryota; Metazoa; Chordata; Actinopteri; Perciformes; Gasterosteidae.